Messenger RNA from Strigops habroptila (Kakapo), 1980 nucleotides. It is a transcript of the gene KCTD14, whose product is annotated as potassium channel tetramerization domain containing 14. The transcript is spliced from 2 exons. Lineage: Eukaryota; Metazoa; Chordata; Aves; Psittaciformes; Psittacidae. The coding region runs from base 153 to 893 and encodes 246 amino acids. Gene Ontology annotation, molecular function: protein binding. The record is from RefSeq and is a predicted model, not a curated record. Gene Ontology annotation, biological process: protein homooligomerization.
GGCACUGGCUGGGCUGGGAGCUUGGGAAAACCUGAUCCAACCAAGGAAAACCAAGUGAAAUUGGACUGGAGGACAGCGAGGAGCCAUCCUGUGUGUGGGGCAGGACCUGAGCACUGAGCAGCAGGCUUCCACGCAGUCAGUUCCUGGGGGAGAUGAGCAUUUCAUCGGAGCACAAACCCCUUGGGAAGCAGGUCACCGGCAGCCUGCAUACGGUGAGUAAGUUGUCCCCAAUCGUGGAGUUAAAUGUCGGUGGUGAGAUGUACACAACAACACUGAGCACCUUAAAGAAACACCCUGGCUCCAAGCUGGCAGAGAUGUUCACCGGCCAGCCCAAACUGAGGACUGACUCCGAAGGGAGGUUCUUCAUCGACAGGCCAGGCACCUAUUUCAAAUACAUCUUGGAGUACCUGCGCAGUAACCAAGUGCCCACCCAGUGCAUCCAGGAUGUCUACAAGGAGGCGUUGUUCUACGACAUCGAGCCUCUGAUCAAGCAGCUUGAGGACUCCCCACAGAUCUUUGGGGAGCUCGUGGCAAGGAAGCAGUUCCUGGCUCGUGUGCCCAGCUACAGUGAGAACAUCGAGCUGAUGAUCCACAUCGCCAGGGCAGAAGCAGUCGCAUCGCGCCGCUCCAGCGUCAUCGUGUGCGUGGUCAGAACCGAGGAGGAUGCAGCCAGAUGUCAGGAUGCCUUGAGCAGCUUGGACAUGGAUAAGAAGUCCGUGGUGAAGUUUGGUCCCUGGAAGGCAGCGCCAGGUAUUUCUGAUCUGCUGGACUGCAUUCAAAUGGAUGUUGAAGCCAAAGGGUAUAAAAUAGCCUUUCAGCCCCAUGUUACUGAAAAAGGGUUUCGCUUCAAAUCGCACGACUUCUUCUACAAGUUCCUGUUCACCUGGUGGUAGCAAAGAGCCCCCAAAGGGAAUUCCAAAGGGAAUGGAGGAAAGCGAUUAUUAAAACAAGUUAACUUGGACCAUGGAGAGUAACCUAUGGACUACCAGAGGGAUAGGAAGAAAUGCACGGGGCAAGGAAAGGAUCUCCUUUGGUCAUUUGCCAAAUUAAAGAGGAUUUAAGAGCUACUGAUUACUUAGGGGAUAACCAUAUGUUUAAAAGGUAGCAGGAAAAGGAGGAAUUCUACUCUUUCAGCAUUGCUAACUACCAGGUUAGUUCAGAGAGCCAGAUCUGAGCCAACCUCACUCAACCUAAGAGAAAUGAAUAGUCCCAAAUACAUAUCAUGGAGAUGUGGACUUGGCCUCUCAGUGCAAAUGGGAACAGCCCACAUAUGUGCAAUUCCCGAUGGAAACACAGACAGCUGCAUUAACAUAGGCUCAAAUUAAAUCUGGAUCCUUAGUCAGAAGGCAAAAGCUCUUCUUCUCACUGCUUUCCGUACUAGAAUCCGGGUUAAAAGGGAUUCAGUGUCCCCUGCUCUCUUGUUGUUCCUCCAGCAGACAGCCUGCUCUGUAGCCAAUGUAUUUAUUAGCAUUAUUUAUUAUUUAUUCUGAAGGAAAGACAGACAACCUCAGCUCUGGUCCAGGAUCAACACAAGGCAAAAAUACCAUCGCUGAUGUGAGGAGUUUAUAACCUAAGGCUGCAUACUCCUCUCUCAGGCUACACCAUUUUAAUCUUUUUCUUAUGAUAUUCAUUAUUAUGAUGAUACUACUUCUAAAUAUAUAAGUUUCUGGAAGAAUAGAGAAAACCAACAGUGAUUUGAUGGGAAGGAAGUGCUACUGAAGCAACAGCCUGGGACCUCAAUGUAAUUUCUCCUUCACAGAACAUGAGUUGGGUCCUAUAUGUUAUUAUAAAUCUCUUAGUAUUCAAAGGUUUAUUUUUAUACUGGAGAUGGCUGUUAGCUUGGUUUUUAUCCCUCUGAAAAUCAUAAUGGCUAAUUCGAUUAUGAUCACAUUUCCUUUACUUCUCAGAAGACGGGUUUCUUCCAGUUAAGGACAGUAAUCUCUGGGGUGUUAAAUAAAUAACUUUUAAAAGCUCUUCGAA